AUGGAGAUUUGUUUGAACUUUAGUCUUUUAACAGCUGUUCUCUCCUGUUUUAAGGUUUAUGCUCAAGUGCUGUCAAAUAAAAAGCACCCAGGCCUGGCGGUGUUGGCCACAGCUUCUCAUUACUGGCCGCUCGACGCCGUGGACGGGAUCCAUGGACUGUGGGACCAGAUUGGAAACAGGCCCGGUUACGUUAACGGGACGAACAUAACUCUCAGAGUCCACAACCACACUGUGCUUCCUCCACCUCAUAACUCUUCCUAUGUGUAUACCAAUGACUCUGCCUACACUAACAUUUCUGCGAUAGUAGCCCAGACAACCAUCGUCGGCCUCUUCUACCAUAACAUGCACAAGUACUACAAAGAGAUCAGCCCUGUCAAGACCAGGAUUAAUGAAGCAUCUGUCUACAAGAACCACCAGAUACAGGUAGCGAGCUGUCUGAUCUCUCUCAAAGUGGAGCCUUUACCAGCUUUGUCAGUCAAUCUCUCUGGAGCGCCGGUCAUCAAGAUCGUCCUCACCCACGUUCUGAGUAAAGAACAGCAGGAUCAAAUACUAAACCAGAGCAACGAAGUUUUCCUCUACUGCGCCUUCUUGGACUACAGUUCAAAUGAGGGAGUGUGGUCCAAUGAAGGCUGUGUGCGCUCCGAGGGAAACAUGUCGUACUCCGUGUGUUUGUGCAACCACCUCACUAACUUCGCCAUCCUCAUGCAAGUUGUGCCCUUGGAGCUCACUACUGACCACAAGAUGGCGCUCUCAACCAUUGGUUACAUUGGGUGCUCCAUCUCCAUCUUCUGCCUCGCCAUCACUCUGGUUACUUUUGCUGUCCUUUCGUCAGUUAGUACCAUUCGUAAUCAACGCUACCAUAUCCAUGCCAACCUGUCCUUUGCCAUCUUGGUGGCUGAGAUCUUUCUGCUCAUCAGUUCUCGCUUUGAUCCAGGCACGCUGCCCUGUAAGGUCAUGGCCAUCCUGCUUCACUUCUUCUUUCUGAGCGCUUUUGCCUGGAUGCUGGUGGAAGGCCUCCAUCUCUACAGUAUGGUGGUAAAGGUGUUCGGCUCUGAGGGCAGCAAACACUUCUACUACUAUGGCAUCGGCUGGGGUUCUCCGCUGGUGAUUUGUGUUGUAUCCAUAACAUCUGCCUUUGACAGUUACGGUGACAACUGUUGGCUAUCACUAAAGACGGGGGCCAUAUGGGCGUUUGUGGCGCCUGCUCUUUUUGUUAUUGUGGUGAACAUUGGCAUUCUGAUAUCUGUGACCAGAAUCAUUUCUCGAAUCAGUGGGGAGAAUUAUAAGGUUCACGGCGAUGCCAAUGCAGUCAAGCUGACAGCCAAAGCAGUGGCUGUGCUCCUGCCCAUUCUUGGCAUUUCCUGGAUCUUUGGUGUUCUUGCUGUCAACACACACUCGCUGGCAUUUUUGUAUAUCUUUGCUGUAUUCAACUCAUUACAAGGGUUUUUCGUCUUCUUGUUUCACUGCCUCCUCAACUCUGAGGUCAGAGCUGCAUUUAAACACAAAACCAAGGUGUGGUCUCUUACCAGCAGUUCUAUCCGAAACAUCAAUGUGAAACCAUUCAACUCUGACAUUAUGAAUGGACACAGGGAGGGUGGAAGCCCCACUAAGAUGCACACAUGGGACAAGAGCACCAACUCGGCCAACCGUAUCGACCUUUCUGCUGUGUAGAAAGUAAACUUACAGUUUGUGGCAAAACCCCGGCUGGAGAUUUGUUCGUCUGAGUCGUAAAAUAAACAGAUACUUGUUCACGCCAAUGAAAGUGAUGCUGAAGGACACACCUAAGGACAAACAGACUCGUGUGAGACUGUGCCUCACAUCUCUCC
This is a messenger RNA of Nematolebias whitei (Rio pearlfish), 1826 nucleotides long. RefSeq names its product adhesion G protein-coupled receptor D1 (gene adgrd1). The transcript is spliced from 18 exons. Lineage: Eukaryota; Metazoa; Chordata; Actinopteri; Cyprinodontiformes; Rivulidae. The record is from RefSeq and is a predicted model, not a curated record. Gene Ontology annotation, molecular function: G protein-coupled receptor activity. Gene Ontology annotation, biological process: adenylate cyclase-activating G protein-coupled receptor signaling pathway; cell surface receptor signaling pathway. Gene Ontology annotation, cellular component: membrane. The coding region runs from base 1 to 1671 and encodes 556 amino acids.